CAUCGGCACAUCGUCACAUCGUCAUCGCUCCUACUGCAAACUGUGACGUCCUCGCUUAUACAGCUCAUUCGAGACGUGCCAGGAUACGGGUUGAUUUAUUUGACGUUUUGAUUACUUACAAACGCCCAAUCUGUACGUAGUCUCGCGAUUCCCAGUUAUACAAUAAUUCUCAUCUGACAUAGGCACAGCAUUGGUGCGAUUGAGUGACAAAUGAGUGUAAACGUGCAUUGAGAAGGAUCCCCAACUAUAACAUCAAGAUAUCCAGGUGGAAACAACACUUUCUGUUUUGCCCACGUGUUCCUAUUAUCUGGGUAUUGCAGUGUAAAGCAGACAGCAGGGAUUAGCGAGAUGGAAUAUCCGAGUUUCUAGUCAACAGUUCGAGAAUCGAAAUUCCAAACUUGCCCAACCAUGCCUAGCGAGAAAGAACUCCAACUUGAGACUCUUCAGGCUCUUUCGCCAUUGGACAAAAACGGCCGCGACGUCGUGUCGGAAGCGUCGCGGAAACUCUUUAUGAACUUUGUGAAGACGGAACCGUGCGUCCACGGAGUGUUUUUCAAGGAAACCGAAGAAGAUCCGGAAAAGAAGCAUAUAGGAAGAAGAGUGUUCAACUGGCCGAAGUUCGCCACGGCGUUCGUCGCCAGCGCGCUCAUAAAGAUGAAGGACGCUUACAAAUUCCACUCCAUGCUAAAAAAGGACAAAAUUGAAGAGGAUUUAAGGGCGAUGUACGAAGGUUUACCGUGGAAAAAAAUUGGUUUCCAGAUCUACACGCAUUUAUAUCCAACAGUCGUCAUGGACGAAACAAAGCAAGUUUGCCUGGAAGAUUAUAUUGAAGAUGGAGGUCAUGAGUGGGCAGAGCGCCUGAUGGCGGACAUAACGAGUCCUGAUUGGAUGAAAAAGACGAUGCGCCGACUAAUCAAAGGCCACUAUUCUGACGAGGAGUACAACAGAGACAUGAACGUGCUGUUUGUGAAGCUUCACCUCCUAGACCCUCAGUCAGUCAUCCCGGCUUAUCAGUACCUGCUCAGUUGCCGAGCACUGCCUGCGGUUAACUUGGAGCUGGCCACACGGAACUACCUAGGCGGACCUUUUGAGUGGAAGUCCGUCCGCAAGGAGAUAGAGUCCGCAGUGAACUGCCCGUCUCUGCCAAUGAACGUGUCGCGACUGAGUUUGGACGACCUGGAGAUUUACUACGGUGUCCAAGUGGACGAGUUUAUCGUGACGGAGUGCCGGAACCACGGAUUCUGGACGGGAGAAAGACCGGACAACCGGAGGACUUCCAAAUUCAAAGACCGCUGUCAGCUCAUGUAGCGGUUUUGUGCGCAGUGCUCCGUGGAAUAUUUUCAGCAAUUUCAUUUUCUGCGAAUUGCGAAUUGAUUAAGAUUAAGAUCUGAUGUAUGUCCAGCAUCACCAUCAUUCCCAUGCUGCAUGACAAAAUUAGUCAUCCAAUGAGGUUUUGUGUAAAUAUAUCAUCCAUUCUCUGACUAACCUAGAGUAAACACUAUGCACGAGAUAAGAUGAGUUCGCGACACCACAAGUGCCAGAUGCCAUUAUUACCUUAGCGUUGGGAUUAACUCAAUUGCAGUUUAAUCUUCAAUGGAAAUGAAUCUUUCAUGACAUAUAGCCGUCGUAUGCAUACAUAAAACAGGGAUGUUUCCUUUUUAGAUUAUUUUACUGGUGCCAAACCUCUUUCCACAUCUAUAAAGACACCACAGAAAAUCAACUCACGGUAGGACUACUUGGAUAGUUUUUUCACUGUAAACCUCUGAACAUCUUCUCCAUACUUAAUGACAGUUUUUUGGUUGAACUCAAGAAUCAAAAGAUAUAUUCACGUGUUCAGACUCAAGGGCUUGAAAGUUUUUACCCCCCAAAAAUGCGUCAAACAAAUCGCACACAGUGGUCACACAUGGGUGGUUGCAUUCGUACAGUCGAUUAAACCAGAAACCUUAAAGGAUACUUAUAACGCUUGGUGCUUAGUUCUUACAUUUCUUAAUAAAAGCACAAAAAGCUUUCCAUCUUCUUACUU
Molecule: messenger RNA, 2023 nt
Organism: Liolophura sinensis
Lineage: Eukaryota; Metazoa; Mollusca; Polyplacophora; Chitonida; Chitonidae
Exons: 5
Coding region: 409-1308 (299 amino acids)
Source: RefSeq, a predicted model, not a curated record